Messenger RNA from Cutaneotrichosporon cavernicola, 582 nucleotides. RefSeq lists its product as uncharacterized. Lineage: Eukaryota; Fungi; Basidiomycota; Tremellomycetes; Trichosporonales; Trichosporonaceae. Bases 1 to 582 code for a protein of 193 amino acids. Gene Ontology annotation, cellular component: nucleus. The record is from RefSeq and is a predicted model, not a curated record. The transcript has a single exon. Gene Ontology annotation, biological process: maturation of SSU-rRNA from tricistronic rRNA transcript (SSU-rRNA, 5.8S rRNA, LSU-rRNA).
AUGUCCGAUUCCCCAGCCCCCGAGAUCCUCCUCUUCGCCCGCGGCGUCAUCGCCCUCCUGGACCUCUGGCCCGCCCUCACCAUUGCGGUCCGGGAAGGCUGGGGUGGCCACGACAGUGCGGAGAAGAAGACUUUCCUCGCCUCCGAGAUCGUCGAGCUGUUCGACACGCGUGCAGACCGGCUUCCAGACAACACGAUCGAUCCCAAGGGCGACGACCCGCUCGACCGCGACCAGGUCUCCGACCUGCUUGCGCAGGUCAUGAGCGACGAGUUUGAGGCCGCUGUCGAGGACGACAGCCUGGACCCACUCGGCGCGGAUAUCGUGCGCUGCUGGCGCGACGUGCUCGCCGGUAAGGUGGAGGUUGUUGAGGGGCUCGAGAACAAGGCGGCCGAGGUUGGUCGGAUGGGCGUUAAGGCGCAGAGUGGGGGCGGUGAGGUCGAGGUCGAUUCGGAGGGGGAGGAGUGGGAGAGCGACGAUGAGGCCCCGGAACUUGUGCCGGUUGCUCAUGAACCUAAGGAGCGCCAGGACCCUGUUGUCGACGACGAUGGGUUCACGCUCGUCCAGAAGCCCCGCCGCCGCUAG